CUGAUCAUUAUAUUUCUGGAUCAUGAUCACUAACACGUUUCGGUUUUAUGAUCUCGCUUAGAGAUCCUAGAAUGCUUGUCUGUUGAGGGGAACGUCUAUGCCAUUAGAUUCUCUGCAGGAGUUUGAAUAGGCGGACUAAGUUUAUAAGCAUAUGCUUAGUUGGUUACCUGAGUGUUUAAUCUCCAAGAUUAUUUCUGGAUUAUGUGGGGCGGUGGCUACUCGGUAGACAUUGUUUGACUUGGUAGAUUUUGUAUAUCAUUUAAUUUCGAAAUCAAUAUGAGGCAGAGGUUACCGCGCACUAGUCAGAUGGUUGAUAUGGAAAUGGAUCGACAAGGACAGAAUUAUCUUCAUGCUGAGCCCUCCAUCAUUCUGCCAGGCACAUCUAACUUCCCUCAGCAGAGUAUACCUGCAAUGGUUACAGCUUCAGGGAAUGCAGCAAAUCCUGAGGCUCAUUAUCUUCCCGAUCCUUACGAAGGUCCUAUGUUACAUGGUUUAAAUCAGUACAGUGGUGUUCAACAUCAUCAUAGUAUAGGUUUAAGUACUGCAGCUCCUGGAAACUAUUAUUACUCUUAUGUUACUCCGCCAUCUAGUAAUGGGUUGUUACCUGCACCUCUAAAUCAUAAUGUAACCGACCAGCUGCCAUCUGCUAGCAAUUAUGGGGUCCUUCAAACUUCUUCUGAUGGCUAUGGUAGGAGGGCAUAUUUUGUGGAUGAAGUUAGUGAUCCACACAAGAGAAAGAUUACAGAAGGUAUUCCUGGGAAUGUUCAACACUUGAAUGGUCUGGCCAGCUCUAGUUCUUCAGUGCAUUUGUCGAAUUCAAGGCAUCCCGAAGAGGUUGCUAUGGUUGAAGCAUCAUCUUUUCCCCCACCUCAGAGUAGAUGGAAUGGACCUCGGAAUAGUGUUAGAGCUGGAUCAAGUGGACCUAGGCGCGACUCUCUUCUACCACUUGACCAUAAUCAUACAACUCUUGGAAAUAAUAGGGGUCAACACCUUCAGCCUGCAAAUUCUACUUUCUGGUUGGACCAACACUUACAGGCUAAUUGUGGCAAUAGAAACGCUUCAUCUUGGAAUCAACCCUCUACUGCACCUUUCAUGCAAGGAACUAAUACAAAUGGAGGUUUGUUGGAAACCAUGAAUUUGGGUGUGUACGGAUAUCAUGAAACGGCGGGAAACAGGAAUUCUAGAAAUGUUCAACAUCCUUCCUUAAACCAUGGCCAACAUAUUCACAAUCACCCAUCUACAGUCGUGCAAAGAAUUAGAGGCCAAAAUUUCCAGUACUACCCCCAAGUGACGGCAGCUUCAUACGGAUUUCCUUUGAAUUCUUCAUAUGGCACCAUGAAUCCUCAUAGUCUGGACAUAGGGCGUAGGCAACAAGGGCCAGUUGCACCUACUAGCCAUGGGCUGCACCGGCUUCCACGAGUGAAUGUUGCUGCUGACACUACAAAUAGACAUCACAACCUUCCUCAGUUGAGAUUCUUGCAGGCUGAUGAAGUUGCAUUACUGGAAAUUCCCGACUUAUAUGAAGUGGGGAAUUCUGUUGACCAUCACAGGGACAUGCGAUUGGAUAUAGAGGACAUGUCUUAUGAGGAACUUCUCGCUUUAGGGGAGCGAAUUGGGAACGUCAGCACUGGGUUAACAGAGGAAAUCAUUAAAGCCCAAUUGAAGACGAGGAGCUUUGUAUCAUCUGUAACAGUUGUUAAUCUGGAGGAGGAGGAGGAGGAGGAGGAGGAAGAGGGUUCGAGUUCGGAUCAGGACGCCGAUUACUGUAUCAUUUGCCAGGAUCACUAUCAGAACCAUGAGAAAAUUGGAACGCUCGAUUGCGGACACGAGUACCAUGCAAGUUGCUUAAAGAAGUGGCUGAUUGUCAAGAAUGUCUGUCCCAUCUGCAAAUCAGAAGCAUUGGUGACGGUUCGAAAGGAACGAUGACUAUCGAGCGUUCCCCUUACAAAUCAUCUAUCUAUCUAUCAAUGCAGUUAGCUGAUGUUUUGUUGACUUUUGUAUAUGUACUUGCAUAUAAAUAUAUAUGUAUGACUUAAAAAGUAACUGUCCAGCUCAUUUUAUUUGUUGGCUUCCAGAAUAUGGAUCCUGUUGUAUUUAUAAAAACAUUGUACAGACUUGUUUCUUUAUCAUCUUCUGUGCUGUACUUUUCAUAUUUAAAGCACAUUGCUCAAUUAUGUACACUCCAUGAAUUUGCAAGAUUUAUGAUCUUUGCAGGAUAUAAUGUGAUGCUCACAUUUGUAAA
Molecule: messenger RNA, 2242 nt
Organism: Cucurbita pepo subsp. pepo (vegetable marrow)
Lineage: Eukaryota; Viridiplantae; Streptophyta; Magnoliopsida; Cucurbitales; Cucurbitaceae
Source: RefSeq, a predicted model, not a curated record